This is a messenger RNA of Paramecium tetraurelia, 255 nucleotides long. RefSeq lists its product as uncharacterized. The transcript has a single exon. The record is from RefSeq and is a predicted model, not a curated record. NCBI's taxonomy places the organism in Eukaryota, Ciliophora, Oligohymenophorea, Peniculida, Parameciidae.
AUGUAGGACCUUUAUUAAGUGACAAUUAAUUAUUUUACCAAGUUAGAAGAUUAACUCAAUACUAAGUAUAGUUAAUUUUAGUAGGAAUUACAAUAAUAAGUGGAGAUGGCCACAGAGAAGAAGAAGGAAUAUAAGGAGUAUUUGUAAAGGAUUUAAAAAUAAACACUUUCAGAAUAAAUGAAGGUUGAUGCCAAAGAGAUCAAAAUAGUAAAAAAGUUUGGAAUUAGAAAGACUAAGUAAAAAGCACCUCGUUGA